AUGAAGUUUGCGGCGACAGCGGCGGCGAUGGGAAACGGAAGAGCUCGGGUCGGGCUUCUACACCUUUCAACCACUUUUUCUGACCCGAUUGAAACUCCAGCCUUGCUCCUGACUACCCGGAAAGGCCUCCCCUUAUUCAUCCCACCGGACUUACUCCCUUCUCUCCCUUCUCCUCACUCUCACCUCCUCCAAUUCAGCCCACUCCACUUCUUAGAGGGUAUUUCACCCAAAACGAUUUCUGAUGUUGGCGGAUUGCAUCAGAUGAUUGGUCUGCACCAACACAUUUUUGUGGCUGUUCCGCGAGACUCUAUCACAUCCAUUCCGGAACAUCAAAGCACCAAUAAGACUGGCCCGUCUUUUCACACUCCUGGUGGUCGCCUUCUGAUAAAACCUGCUGACUACAUGCAACUUGUCUCUUCGAUGAAGCCGGACUUAUUUGUCUCCUUGGCUGAUGAAGUGCCUGCUUGGGUUUCCACUAAGCGGAACACAGCCUCUGUUGACCGUACUUUGAGGUGGCUCGACGAUUGCAUUUCAUAUAACAAGACAGGAGUAACAGUUUUUGGAUCCAUUGUGGGAGGCUCCAGGGUCGAAGAACGGCAAAGGUGUGCACAAGAAGUUGUGAAGCGAAAUGUUUCAGGAUACUUUAUUGGUGGGUUUGGGCUCGGAGAAAGCAUGGACGAGCGUUCAGAUCUUCUUGCGGCUAUUAUGGAUAAUUUACCGGAGGACAAGCCUCGGCAGGUCUCUGGACUUGAACUUCCAGAGGAGGUACUGCAGGGAGUUGCUGCCGGCGUUGAUUUAUUUGACUCUACGUACAUUUAUCACCUUACCAUCGGCGGAUUUGCACUUACCCUCCCUCUGGAGACAAGAGCUGGAGAAUUCCCUGAUAACGAGCUAAGUGACUCGGGAGGGAGUGUUCAUGCAAAUAUCAAUCUCAAAUCAACCAUUUAUAGGAAAGAUACAUCACCAAUAAUUGAAAGCUGCGAGUGUUAUACGUGCCAGAACCAUACAAAAGCAUAUUUGAAUCACUUAUUCAACGUACAUGAGAUGUUGGCCCAAACUCUAUUAGAGAUACACAAUACUCACCACUACCUAGGAUUCUUCCGCUCUAUUAGAGAAGCCAUCAAGGAAGGGAGAUUUGAGCAAUUCCGGAGGAACUUUAUUGGAGGUAGACGCGACAAUAUAUUUAUUUCGGCUCCAUCAGAUGGGACUCAAUUCAACUCAUGUGCUUGA
Molecule: messenger RNA, 1230 nt
Organism: Oldenlandia corymbosa var. corymbosa
Lineage: Eukaryota; Viridiplantae; Streptophyta; Magnoliopsida; Gentianales; Rubiaceae
Source: the annotation of a GenBank genome assembly